CUCUUUCAUACAGUCCCAUUCCUGGACCCAGAGCUGGGAGAAAGGAUUCUUGAAAUCAGUGAUAACGACUCCAUGCCAUCAGAUGAACCCCUUCUCAAUCCGCCCGUGGAGCUUGCGAUCAGGCGCAGUCAGGCGCCGCCCACAAACUUUGAAGGCACUAACCUGGAAUGGGUGACCUGGCGUGGCUUUCUUCCCAAUGGAGCCGUUUCAAUAUAUAAUCGUCGUUCUCGUCGCUAUGACUAUGUUUGCAAAUUCAAGUGUGAAGCUGGUUUAUACAGCCCCAAUUUGGGUCAUUACUGCUAUUAUCCCUACGGAAAAAAGGAGUACAUUUCCGCUUCAUUUCAGAUUCUGGUGAAUAAGGAUAACUUUGAGUUUCUUGAGUGGAAGAGUAGUUCCUUUGGUUCAGUGACCGCGAAUUCUGUUGGGACCUGCUCAGGGUCAGGCGUAUAUGUAGGGAGGAACAAGUAUGGUCUUGGGAAGGUAGUUCCUGAGCAAAGGGCCUUCUUCCUUCCCUGGAGAGGUAAAUCAUAUUGGUACAGAAGGAGGUAUGAGGUCCUGACCAUGAACAGGGGUGUGGCCAGUGAGUACAUCUCUGACAUCAAGUAUAAAAUUGAAAGCAGUAAUAUCUUCUAUUUUCCUCCAGUGACCAUACGAAUCUCUUCCAUCACCAACAAUGCAUGUAGCGAUGUUGUAAAAGUAGCUACGCUCUCAAAAACAAGCUUGGUGGAGCACAGCUGGGAAAUCAGUUUUUCCAUCUCUGCAGGUGCCAAAAACACCAUAAAGACUGCCAUCCCCUCUGUCACAGAUAGAAAAAUUGAGUUUGGUCCUGAGAUAACACUAGAGUUCUCAAAUGGGCAUUCCAAGUCAGAAGAAAUCUCACACUCGGUUUCUGUGGAGGUCGAUGUUCCGUCCAACCACCACUGCAGAGUCCGACUGGUGGGACAUAAGUACAAGGCAGACGUCCCGUUUACAGCUCAACUUACGCGCACCUACCACAGCGGACGGAUCGUCAAGACCGUCGUCACUGGAAUGUUCCACGGUAUACAGAUUGGAGAAGUCAGUGCUGUAGUGGAUCGCUGUCAAAGUGUACCAUUCGCCAAGCCUUGCCACUGAAAUGCAGGUGUCAGGAUCUCCACAAAGGAACUUUUGUCUAAUCUUUGUCAUUUGCCUAAUGAAUUACUGGAUGAUUUUGCCUAUUGUGGCCUCUAAGAAAUUGACAAAAUAGAAAAAUAGAAGUUUAAUUAUGAUUGAUUGCAACUGGUGAGCCUGUGACAAGUAGUUCCAAGAAGAUAUUGCUAUGUUUUAAAGAUGUUUAUGCCAAAAAGGUUGGGAAUGCCUUGGGCCUGUCCUGCCAGUUUUGUUACUUGCAAAUUGCAACAUGAGAUAAUUUCCUCUUACCAAUUUUGACACCUGUCAGCAAUCAAAACAAAGGCUAUACUUACGACUAAUACAUGAGUUACAACAGCCACGAUCAGUUUGCAGUCUUAUGUGAGUAGUGCAAUUUCUUUUUU
Seriola aureovittata is the source of this 1511-nucleotide messenger RNA. RefSeq names its product natterin-3-like. The transcript has a single exon. The record is from RefSeq and is a predicted model, not a curated record. Lineage: Eukaryota; Metazoa; Chordata; Actinopteri; Carangiformes; Carangidae. Bases 73 to 1113 code for a protein of 346 amino acids.